AUGGAGCUGCCAAACGAGCAGCGUGACGGAGACGCCGACAUGGCAAGACCAGGAAACACAUGCCCUCUCAACCGCCUGCCGCCCGAGCUCAGGCUGCAGAUCGGAGAGUACGCUCUCGGUGGCCCCGAGCUCUCGCUCUCGCAGCAGGGCGGCCGCACGAGCAACUUCCUGUGCAACCUGCUUACAGGAGGUGGCUCGCUAAGUGUAGUGCGGCACAAGUUCUUGGACUUUCAUGAGCUCUUCGCCUUUCUGGCCUCUCACAGCCCCGGCGCGCUCUCGGAAAUCGGCCAUCUGGUUGUCCAACUAAGCUGCCUGCCGGAUACUCAGGAGCUUGAGGCGAUGCUCACAGGCGUCAGUAACCAGGCAGCGUUGAAUUCUAUCAGCGAGCAGCACAACCACAUUCUGGCGCUGCUCGUGCACGCCGUACGGCUCAAGCAAUUCGUGGUCCGCAUCGAUAUGGCCGACUAUUUCGAUUCGGCCGGCAACUUCGACGCGAGUUCAACAAACGCGCUGCACAUACAAGGACUGAAUGCGAUCCAGAGCGUGGUCACGAACACGCCUGACGAGACCGUUGAUAUCAAAAUGAAGAAGGUCAAACACCUCAUAAACCUGCCAGCAUUCCGCCUGGAAAUUGCUGUCUGCACAUUUAACGAGGCCACCGGCGAGCUCAAAUACGACGAGGCCGUCGACCUCCGUUCUCAACAUGGACUGCCGGAGGGCUUCGGUGCGCACCUGUCCUCGCAUGUAUUCUGGACAAACGGCAGAAUCCGCGGCCACUUAGCCCAGAUUGCCAGCGAGCUCCAGCGUCGGCAUGUCCAGCAUCGCGACAUGGAGAAACCAGUUUUGACGGAGCCAGGCGGCACCGAGGACAUGUUAGCGGCCUACGACGCCAGCGGUCUCACAGUCAGCGGCCGCUAG
This is a messenger RNA of Microdochium trichocladiopsis, 918 nucleotides long. RefSeq lists its product as uncharacterized. Bases 1 to 918 code for a protein of 305 amino acids. The transcript is spliced from 3 exons. The record is from RefSeq and is a predicted model, not a curated record. NCBI's taxonomy places the organism in Eukaryota, Fungi, Ascomycota, Sordariomycetes, Xylariales, Microdochiaceae.